Messenger RNA from Naegleria fowleri, 405 nucleotides. RefSeq lists its product as uncharacterized. Bases 1 to 405 code for a protein of 134 amino acids. The transcript has a single exon. NCBI's taxonomy places the organism in Eukaryota, Heterolobosea, Eutetramitea, Acrasida, Naegleriidae. The record is from RefSeq and is a predicted model, not a curated record.
AUGCCGCCCACGAAGAAACCUCCUUCAUCCUCUUCAAUGCCCAAAGUUGAACUCUCGGAAGAGAAAAAGGCUCAACUCGAUGCUGAAUUAAAUUGGUGCAUUGAACAUUUAAAAUUGGGAUUGAAAAGAAAGGAUGCUGAUGAGUAUCAAAUUAGAGAGACCAACAAGGUUAUUUCUACGUUACAAUCCAAGAGUGUUGCCGAUGUUCAAAAAAGACAAUUGAUGAAAGUCGUCUUUGGAGACUAUCGAAAAUUAAUGAGAAUGGAAAAACAACAGUUGGAGGAAGCAGAACGAAAAGAGGCUGCUAAAAAGAAAAGAAACAAGCAAACUCUGCAAGUUCGUCAGUGGAGGAAAAGUCUGGUGCCAAUACGAAUGUGGAAACUGACACAUCCACAACUACUGUAG